This is a messenger RNA of Peromyscus maniculatus bairdii (prairie deer mouse), 1527 nucleotides long. RefSeq names its product mitochondrial transcription termination factor 3 (gene Mterf3). Lineage: Eukaryota; Metazoa; Chordata; Mammalia; Rodentia; Cricetidae. Gene Ontology annotation, cellular component: mitochondrion. Gene Ontology annotation, molecular function: double-stranded DNA binding. The record is from RefSeq and is a predicted model, not a curated record. Gene Ontology annotation, biological process: regulation of DNA-templated transcription; mitochondrial ribosome assembly; mitochondrial transcription.
GACCGGGCGGUGCGGACGGUGCACUCGGUCUGCGCCGCCGCGGACCUGGCUCAGGUGUAGCGGGAGCGCAAGGCCGCGGCCCGGCGGGGUUGGAGGCCGGUCUGCUUGCAGCCAGCAGCUGGGAGCCUCGCGGCUUGCUCAUGCUAACCUUGAACUUUGAGCAAUCCUGCCUUAGGCUACUGAGUACUAGGAUUACAGACUAAGAAAAAAAUGGCCCUAUUAGCCCAACAGAUACCCAGAUGGUUCAACUCAAUUAAACUGAGUAGCUUCAUUAAACCUGCACAAAUCACAAAACACUCUGCAAGACCAGCAAAAACAUUGUCAAGUGGCUUCUCAUCUCAGGUUCUGUUGUCCUCUGACAAUUGCUUACUCCAGUGUGGAAUUAAGACUUAUAGAACUUCCUUAUCUUGGAAUAGUUUCCAUUCUGCCAAAUCCAAUGGACAAGAGAGCAGUUCUGUGCAAAGCACUCUGCUUCCUUCAGUGAGUGAAAAGCCAGACAGGAUACCCAGUUUUGACUCUGAGCUGCCUCUUGAAGAACUGGAUGACUUACCUCCAUUGUCUCCAAUACAACCAAUUUCAGAGGAGGAAGCUAUUCAGAUUGUUGCACACCCUCUGUUGCCCCUAUCCUCCUUCACACUUGGAGACUACGUAGAUCAUUCCAAGACUCUGCAGCAGCUAGUGCAGCUUGGAGUGGAUUUGUCUAAGAUAGAAAGACAUCCAGAUGUAGCCAACCUCCUUCUAAGACUGGAUUUUGAAAAGGACAUUAAGCAAAUACUCCUAUUUCUUAAAGAUUUGGGUUUAGAAGAUAACCACCUGGGACCAUUCCUGACAAAAAAUUAUACUAUUUUCUCUGAAGACCUUGAAAAUCUUAAGACAAGAGUAGCUUAUCUACAGUCAAAACAUUUCAGUAAUGCAGAUAUCGCACGGAUGGUCAGACAGGCACCAUUUCUCUUGAGCUUCUCGGUGGAAAGACUGGAUAACAGACUGGGAUUUUUUCAGAAAGAACUUGAACUGAGUACGAAGAAGACUAGAGAUCUGGUUGUUCGUCUUCCAAGGCUACUGACGGGAAGUCUGGAGCCUGUGAAAGAAAAUAUGAAGGUUUAUCGCCUUGAACUUGGUUUUAAACAUAAUGAAAUUCAACAUAUGGUCACCAGAAUCCCAAAGAUGCUAACUGCAAACAAAAGGAAACUUACGGAGACUUUUGAUUAUGUACACAAUGUGAUGAAUAUUCCCCACCACAUCAUUGUCAAGUUCCCACAGGUAUUUAAUACAAGAAUAUUUAAAAUUAAAGAAAGACACUUGUUUCUUACCUACUUGGGAAAAGUGCAGUAUGAUCCAGCAAAACCUAACUAUGUCUCUUUGGACAAGUUCGUAUCUGUUCCUGAUGAAGUAUUCUGCAAAGAGAUUGCCAAAGCUUCAGUAAAAGAUUUUGAAAAAUUCUUAAAAACGCUUUAGUUUUUGAUGAAAGUGUAAAUAUAUUCUUGUAAAAUAAAUGUAUACAUGAAUAAAUCAGUGUAUUUUAAAAAA